Molecule: messenger RNA, 543 nt
Organism: Rhizoctonia solani
Lineage: Eukaryota; Fungi; Basidiomycota; Agaricomycetes; Cantharellales; Ceratobasidiaceae
Product: Mago-bind domain-containing protein
Exons: 2
Coding region: 1-543 (180 amino acids)
Biological process (GO): exon-exon junction complex disassembly
Cellular component (GO): cytoplasm; exon-exon junction complex
Molecular function (GO): RNA binding
Source: RefSeq, a predicted model, not a curated record
AUGUCGCUCCCUCCCUUAAACCCCGAACAGAAACCGUCUGGGAUCACUCUAGAUCCUAGGACAUUGGAGCGAGUUGUUCCUUCGACACGGAGAGCAGAUGGCAGCGUUCGAAAAGAACUAAAAAUUAGGCCAGGCUUUACCCCUCAGGAAGAUGUCGGCCGCUUUCGUGGGUCGAGGCAACAGGCAGCAGAUAGAGUAGCCUUACCAAAAGGUCAUAUUGUGGGCUGGACUCCGUCAUCUGAAGCUAAGCCAAAGCCUAAACCCGGGGGUCUUGCGGCGGCGGCAGCAGCGGCAGCGGCAGAUACAGCUGGAAUGUCAAAAGCUCAGAAGAAGAAUGCAAAGCGUGCGGAGAAACGCGCCGAAAAGCGUCAACAACCUGUUGUGGUCAAGGAGAACUGGGACGACGACGACGAUGAUGAUGAUGACGAUCAAACUGACCAGAGGAAAGUGGGGGAUGCAAGUGAUAAUAAAGUAUCCGAUAGCAAGACCAAGCCUGUCGAUGUUGAUGCAGUCACCAAAGAAAUUGGUGAGCUCAAGGUUUGA